AAGUCAUCAUUUAAUGCGAUAUACCACAUCAAACUGCAAACAAAACUAUUGCAUGCUGUGUUUUGUUGCCAAUUGCACAGAAAUGGAAUGCACAUCGCUAACGUAUCGUUAUUAGAACAUAUCGGAAAUUUUAUGUGAAUGAUAGUUGCAUUAUAUAAUUAAAAUUAACUGUGAAUGCAGAAUCAAAACAAACUGCAAGCCAACAAACACUUUGGGGAGGUGAGCUGCCACCAUAAACAAUGGUAACAAGGUAGCACAGAUGCGCACAGAACUGCAGUACCAUGAAAUCCGAUGUGGCUGUGGUGUUAUCAGAACCCGACAAUAAUAUAAAUCAGACGCCUCAGCUGGCGACAGCUGUUAUAGGUGGAACAGGCGCAGUGCAUGCUGUGGGUGCCAGUCAUGCGAGCAUAUUUCUGGAUCGCUUCUUUGGCGCCUUCCAAUGGCAGGAAUUUGCCUGCGGUUGCGGAUCGGCGUUUGUCAACAUCGCAGUUACAUAUCCAAUCUAUAAAAUAAUUUUUCGCCAAAUGCUGCAUGGAGUGCCGCUCUCGUCGGCGCUGCUGCAACUGCAUCAUGAGGGACUUGGAUUUCUAUACCGCGGCAUGCUGCCGCCGCUGGCACAAAAAACCAUCUCACUAUCCAUAAUGUUUGGUGUGUUUGAUGGCACGCGGCGUUACUUGGUGGAAGAUUAUCGCUUGAAUGAUUAUGGCGCCAAGAUUAUAGCAGGUGUUGUGGCAGGCAGCGUGGAAUCACUGCUAUUGCCAUUUGAGCGCGUGCAAACGCUGCUGGCGGACUCGAAAUUUCAUAAAUAUUUCUCUAAUACGCAAAAUGCAUUCAGGUAUGUUGUAACGAAUUAUGGCUUUCGGGAACUGUAUAGAGGCAUUGAACCAGUAUUCUGGCGUAACGGUCUGUCGAAUGCAUUGUUCUUUAUGCUGCGCGAAGAGGCCAGCGUACGUUUACCAAAGCGGAAAUCGGUCUCUAGCAGAACUGCACAAGAAUUUAUUGCUGGAGCCGUAAUCGGCGCUAGCAUUAGCACAUUAUUUUAUCCACUAAAUGUGAUCAAGGUCUCGCUUCAAAGCGAUAUGGGUCAGCUAUCUGAGGGCAGCUGGCAUGCCUGUAAGCGAAUUUAUCGUGAACGCGAUAGUCGAAUUGGUAAUUUUUAUCGUGGCUGUGCCUUUAAUACGGGCCGUUCCUUCAUAAGUUGGGGCAUCAUGAAUACAGCUUAUGAGAACCUCAAGAAGUUAAUGCAGCAACAUCAGACAUCAUCACCUGCACCGCUGUCCAAUCGCAAAUAGUCACAGUUAUGUUAUUAACUGCAGAUUUACUAUGUGCUAUGCGUAUUACGUCAACUUGAUAGUUAAGUUAAUGAAAACU
This is a messenger RNA of Drosophila busckii, 1371 nucleotides long. Its product is annotated as solute carrier family 25 member 51. The transcript is spliced from 3 exons. Lineage: Eukaryota; Metazoa; Arthropoda; Insecta; Diptera; Drosophilidae. The record is from RefSeq and is a predicted model, not a curated record. The coding region runs from base 282 to 1292 and encodes 336 amino acids.